Molecule: messenger RNA, 4639 nt
Organism: Labrus bergylta (ballan wrasse)
Lineage: Eukaryota; Metazoa; Chordata; Actinopteri; Labriformes; Labridae
Gene: ddhd2
Product: DDHD domain containing 2
Cellular component (GO): cytoplasm; COPII-coated ER to Golgi transport vesicle
Molecular function (GO): protein binding; glycerophospholipase activity; triacylglycerol lipase activity
Source: RefSeq, a predicted model, not a curated record
CCAAAAGAAGAAGACUAACCAGCUGGCAUUUGACAGGCUGUCCUCUGCUAACCGAGCUAAACAGCAGAUACAAAUCCUCUGUAUUAACUACAGGUAUAACUUCAUGUGAAGCUGUGGUGUCGGGCUCCGUGUUGUUGUGACCCCCUUGCCCCUCCUCCGGUCAGAGCUGAGGGUUGGGGUCACGUUUUGGACUAAUGUCAUGCAGUCCAGGUGAAGAGGGGGUCCUUCAGGCCGCCUCAAACGUCAACACCCAGGAACUGCUUGACACCCCCAGUGGGACUGCGGCUGCAGGGACAACACCUGAGAAUCCGGUGUUGCCUGUCGUGGAUGAGGCCUCUCCUUGUUCCACUUCCUCUUUCGAGAUGCUUGACAUGGAGUCCGUCCCGGCUCCUUACCGAGAAGUGCAGCCUCACUGGUUCUACUGCAGACGGGCUGAGGAAAGCACCUCCUGGCUCCCUUUCAGCAGAGAAGACUCUGAAAAACUGGAGAAUGCCUGGACCACAGUAAAUGAAAAGAAGGAGGAGGUGGUGAUAGCUGUGGAAGGAGAGCGGUAUGAUGUACAUGUUAAGGGGAGGAAGCGCUAUGCUGUGUACUGGGAGCAAGCUCCCACUGAAGUCCGGCGCUGCACCUGGUUCUAUAAAGGAGACAAAGACACCAGGUUUCUUCCAUAUCCUGAGGACUUCAGCCAAAGACUGGAGGAGGCCUAUAUGAUUGCAGUGACUUUAGACGAAUGGAAGACAAAACUGGAGUUUCCCACCGGAGAGACCGUCAUUCUUCACAAUCCCAAACUUAUAAUGCAGUAUCAACCAAUAGGAUUGCAGGAUGAGUGGGUGUCCUCCCCCUCAGAGCAGACCCGGCCACAAACUGUAAAGAGGGCAGUGGAGAACAUCUCUGUAGAGAUACCUGAUGGUGAACCAGAUAAAGUGGACCACCUCGUCUUUAUGGUCCAUGGCAUCGGCCCUGCAUGUGACUUGCGCUUCAGAUCCAUCAUACAGUGUGUCAAUGACUUCAGGAGUGCUUCCCUGUCCCUCCUGGCCUCUCAUUACAAGCGGGCUCAGCAAGAUGGCGGUAUAGGGAGAGUGGAGUUCCUACCAGUCAACUGGCACAGUGCGCUACACGGGGAUGCCACUGGUGUGGACGAGGACAUCCAGAGGAUCACUCUCCCCAGCAUCAGUAGGCUGAGACAUUUUACCAAUGACACUCUGCUGGACCUGUUUUUCUAUAACAGCCCCACCUACUGCCAGACCAUAGUGGACACAGUGGCUUCAGAGAUUAACAAGCUUCACACCCUCUUCAAACAGAGACACCCAGAGUUCAACGGGGCCAUUUCAGUCGUAGGACAUAGCCUGGGUUCAUUGAUCCUGUUUGACCUGCUAACCAAUCAGAGGAAUGGAUCAGACGGGGUGCCUUCUGAUGAGCCCUUUCGUCUGAACUCUGCCACUCUGGAGCAGAUUCUUACCAGACUUGGCCUCCAGCAGUACCUGGAUACACUACAGGCAGAAAACUUAGACCUGGAAUCCCUGGCUCUUUGCCAAGACAGUGAUCUCAAAGAUUUAGGAAUUCCCCUUGGACCACGUAAGAAGAUCCUGAACUAUGUCAAGAGGAAAUGGCUUCCAGAGGAUUGUAGGACAGUUCGUUUGGCACCAGGGUUGCAAGUCCCACCUCCAGAGACGAGUGAUCCUGAUGGUAACCAGCCCUCAGGACUGACAAUGCAGCAGUCCCAAUUCCACAGGGCGCAGUCCAUCACCAGUGCUGUGGACUAUGAAUACUUUGACAUGGGCAUCGGACAGGUUUCCAUCGACUACCCACAACUGGCUUUCCACCCUCAAACAUUUUUUGCCUUCGGCUCUCCUAUUGGGAUGUUCCUGACUGUCCGUGGCCUCAAACACAUCGACCCCAACUACACCUUCCCCACCUGCAAAAGCUUUUACAACAUUUACCACCCAUAUGACCCUGUGGCCUAUCGGAUAGAGCCCAUGAUUGUGACCGAGACAGACCUGGAGCCCAUGUUGAUUCCUCACCAUAAAGGUCGCAAGAGGAUGCACCUGGAACUAAAGGACAGCUUGACCCGUAUGAGCAUGGAUUUGAAAAACAAUGUUUUGGGAUCGUUGCGGACGGCAUGGCAGUCCUUGGCAAGACUACCAGUAGCUGCGCUGCCCCCAGUAGAGGAAGGAGAAAAUACAACGCAGAGAGACCUUCAGGAGACACAUGUAGCAGCAGUGUGUGAGGAGGCAGAGUCCUCAUCCUCAACAGAGCAGACAGAGCAGCCUGAGAUUAAAGUGGGGAUGUUGAAUGGAGGACGAAGGAUCGACUUUGUACUUCAGGAAAAACCUAUCGAGAGCUUCAAUGAAUACCUGUUUGCCAUCCAGUCUCAUCUUUGUUACUGGGAGUCUGAGGAUACAGCUCUGCUGCUGCUGAAGGAGAUCUACGACAAGCAAGGUGUGGCCUUUGAACAGCCACAACAGUAAUGAAAUUUCAUGAAUGUCAACUUGUUUUCUCAUCAUGACUGUGACCUGAAAGUCAUAAAAUAAGACGCGCUGACAAAGCCAGCGGCUGCAACAAUGCUCUUCAAGAAUGCCUUACUGCCCUGCCCUCUCCGUCUCUCACAGUGGAGGCUGUUUGGCAGCAGUCAGGUGAUUGUGUUUCAGAUAUGUCAGCCAUCCUGUAUUUUUGAGGCAAAGCAGUUUAUUGGUGCCGCCUUAACGCCCAUCACAGGACCUGAUCUGAUGUCUGAGAGUUGUUUCAAAUUCCACCUAAACACCAGUGUUGUGCUCCUGGUUGCACUUUUCUUUCCAUUUUAGGUAAUGCUUUAUUCUAAAUUUUGCACUUUUUUGUACCAGCAGUUGUCAACAUAUGCAUAUCGCUGCAGCUCUAUAAAAUUGAUACAAACAGUACUUAUAAUAAUAGAAAAACAAAAUCUAACAAUUAUACUAAUUUCACAUUCAAUCUCUGGUAAUACCUCUGGGCUGGCAUUUUACAACCAAAAAUAUGUUUAAAACUACCAGAAUAUAAUUCAAAUAGUAUAUUGAUUUAAGAUUUAAAGUUGAAAGUAUAUCCCAGCAAAUAUUAUAAUGUUGAUGUGUCUAACAGGACAUGUCCGUCAAAUCAAGUAGACUUUAAAUCAAGUAAGCUUUCCCUCAGCCUAACAGUAGAUCUUGCUUUUAUCAAUUAAGUGGUCAGGGGAUUUUAUCUGAUUUGCUUUGAAAUGUUUACUUUCUCAUCAGGGAAAUGAAGGUUCAUUUUUUUGUGUUAAGAGUCCUCUUGGCAGCUACAUUUUCUCUCUGUCAACAUUGAGGACUCUUUAAAAGCCAAAGCUGCUACACUGACGUAUGUGCAAUGCAACAAUAAUAUUGAUUUCAUUCAGUUUCUCAUUUCCCACAUGCAGUCCUGUCCUGUUCUGCAAACAUCUUUAAAGGAUAUUUAACCCUCUGCUCAUAUUGCAAAACGUAUUUCAGUUUGAUCAUAUCUUCAUAUGGGUUUUAAAGAAUCAUCCUGAUGAGGGUUUGUGUCAUAAAGGAAGUAGUACAUGCACAUUCUUGAACUGACAAACUGGCUGUCUUUUCUAACUGUGUCUAUGUACUGUAUGUGUGCGAGUACAGCUUGUAGUUUAUAUUUUAGUAGUGUGCAAACUGCGAACAGUACUGAAAGACCAGUUUAACUUCCUCUCUCUGAGGUCCAUGCCACUCCCGUAAAAUGUUUUAUCCUCUCUGAUAUUUUUGGUAUUUGAGCCAAAAUGAAUCCUUCUGUAAUAUCAAACAACAUUUUAUUAUUUUAUUUAAACUAAAACAGACACCAACCAACACCAAACAGUUCAUCCCAUUACAGACCGGUAUCUCACAUAUAAUUAACUUUUUCAUAAUGGAAGGGCCAAAUGGUUCAUGUUCUCUCUUCUUUACUUGUUUCAGGAAAUGGGAACAUCAUCUCUUCUAUCUGUAUUGCAUGAGUUUCUUUUUAAGGUUAGAGCAGGGUUUCUCAACAGCUUCUGCCUCUGACCCCAUUCUUAGGGCCCAAAAUGUUCAUAUUCAUAAAGAUAGUUGUCAAGUGAAAAUAAUAUUUUUUUUGUUUAAAGUGCAUGGUAAUAAGAUUAUAUAUAACUCAUAUUGAAUACAUUAUUUUUUAUUAAAAACAAGAAGAAUCAAAUAUCUAUUAAUCAGUGUUAUGAAUAUUGUUUAUCAGCACUUUUCGUAUCAACAACGUGGGAUCCAGACUAGAAAAUUGAGAAACUUUUUGUUGUGAUUUGUGAAGUGUGAUUUGAGAUGAGUCAUGUGUGAUGGACUGAUGGGGCAGCACAGCCCCCACCACCAAAGCUCUGAAUAACCCUAAAUGAUAUCUCAGUCCUCUGGGUAUAACAGCCACAAAAUAUGUGCUUACACCUAUUGAGCUUGUUCAUUUUUCUUCAUUAAAUAAUGCACUGAAUCUUAUCACAAAGAUGUUUCCUUGAACAUCCCCAUUGUCUCUGUUACGUUCACUGUUUGUGUCUUAACAGUAACACUUGACUUUAUGAUCCCUGACAGAAAAACACUUUUGCACUCGAUACAUGUUGGAACUUAUCAGAAACAAAAUUGUUCUCGUUUCUAAUAAAAUUACCUACCAGUAUGGUUACAUUUUUUGUGUGCCAUAAUAAAAACCAUUACAAGUA